CACAAACCAAUAACAACAACAACAAAAAAAAUAUAUCAAUAACAAAAGUUAUAAAAUUUUCAUUCUCAAAAUUUCACAAUGGAAACUGCCCACAAUAACAUGGGAGUUCCCGAGGGGUUCGCCCCAACGUCGUCGAUUUUGAUAUCGACGACGCCACAAAUGAAUCGUAGUAAGCGAGCUAGAGAGCCUCCCAUUCCCCAUCUGCCAGACGACGUCGUGGUGAUGAUACUCAGCUUUCUGAAUAUCAAGCAGUUGGCCCAGUGUGCUCUCGUUGCCAAAUCGUUCUGUGACUCCCACAAGUUUGGCCGACGACUCGACUUCGAGCAGCCCAUCUUCAAGAAACUGGCCCGCAGGAGGCUCUAUAUUUCUACCGUGGGCCGGAUCCUUGACCAACACAAGGGGCCCAAAAUCCAGUCCCUGAAGCUCUUUUUGGACCCAUUUAAUGACGACGAGCAUCGGACCAUGGUUGCAGGCUGGAUCAACAAGGCGGGCCGAAAAGGAGUUGAGGAAUUCGACUUCGACUUCUUCCAAAAGAGCAAUCAGAUGUUCUUGUUACCGGAUGGAAUUUUCAAGAUAGAGACCUUGCGAAUCCUCCGGUUGUCUUUCUGUGCCGUUGUGCUGCCGGAGCCGAAAAAUAAUUUUGUGGUCACCGGGCUUCCAUGCCUUCGCAUUCUAUCCUUUAGGGAAAUGGACCUGCGAGACAUGACAGUUCUCGAGGCUCUUUUUAAAGCUUGUUCGAAGUUGGAGACCGUCGAGCUUCUCCAUUGUUUCUUCCCCAAGUACUUCAAGAUUGUCGCCGAGCAUUUGAAGAAGUUCAAAGCGUGCAAGCCUGCAAACGUUCUUGAGAUCGUAGGGGUCGCCAUCGACGCGCCCAACCUAACGACAUUGCACUAUUCUGGGCCGUUGGUCCUCUUCAGAUACAAGGAUUUUGAUAAGCUGACUGAUUGCAUUCUCGACUUCAAGCCCCACAGGGCAUACUUAGCUAUGGAUCGUUACAAGCUCGACCAAGUUAUGUAUGACAUGUCAAACAUCGAGGUUCUGACCACCACGAGCAGACUGUUGGAGGGGUUGUGUCCAAAACACUCUGAUGGCAACAGUACUAUCAACGAUUUCUUCUGUUUGUCGAGGCUCAAGGAAAUCCAGUUGCUCAUGGAAGGAUCGAGAUAUUGCAAUCUCUUUACAAUUGUAUCAUUCCUCGGGAAGUGCCCUUCCAUCGAGAAGAUUCACAUAGAUUGUCGUGGCUGGUUCAGGGCGGACAUGGUGCUCAGCAACGGCUACGCAUUAGCGGUUCAGCAGCAUUCGCUCCUGGACUGGGUCGUAGGCCCGAGCUACCCGAACCUGAAGGUGCUCAAGCUGACCGGUUUCAAGUUCGAACCGCACGAGAUGAAGCUCUUGUCCUACUUCGUCGAGACCGGGCUCAACCUGGAAAUUGUGGCCAUCUUCCUUCCUUCCCCUCGCAGCAAGGAAACGGUCCCUUUCAUGGACGAGAAAACCCUAAACAACCAGCUCCGGCCCAAGAUGGCGUCUCCCCAUGGGAGGAUUCGUGUGUUCCAGCAUUUUGAGGACCAGAUGUUCUACCCUUCCAAGCAUCCUAGGAAUUGGUACGGUCGGUAGUUGAGAAGGACAAAUGGGAUUGGGUUGGUUCGGUUUGGUUUGGGUUUUAGCUGGUUUGGUGAGAUUUAAUCAAGAGUUGCCUGGGCUGGGAAAACAGUACAAUCUUUUGGGUUUUUUUUUUUUGCCAGUUUGGUUUUUUUUUUAAGGAUUUGGUUAUGUUUUGUUGAGGAUUGUGGUGAUGUUAUGUUGGGAUUUGGUGUUUUCUUAUGAUGAAUUGAUGAAAUGAGUUAUGAGUCUCUUUUUGAUUCACCUUCGGUUUGUUUGAGUUGAUUUCUGUGGGUGGUAGAACCAAGUUAAGGUGGAGGUGUGUUGUAACAUUUUAGACGAAUCCCACAUCGACAAAGUAUGAGAGAGAUCUGUGGUUCAUAAGUAGGAAAUCGGCCUUUACUGACAAGACGCAUUUUGGGGUGAAAUGAAAGAGUUCUUGUCGCCAAAAUUUUUUGUGAGAGGAUAUAAAUUUUCGAUAAAAAAAAACUUGAAUUUGGGAUCUCUGCGACACAGAUCAUCGUUUUAUGCCCUAUUAACUAGAUAGGUGUUGGGCCUACUUUGAAGUAGCUAGUGUUAAUGGACCAAUACAGACUUUGGGCCUUAAUUAAACUCUAAACCGUCGACUUCAACAAAAAAGCCCACGUAAAUAAGGCCACCUCACCCAGAACCCAGAUAUUUCGCGCGAAAUUUCUAGCGCCAAUCUCAAAUCUCUUGUACAGCAGCUAGCUUUCCCUUGACCACACCUAUAUAAACCUUCGCCCUCCAUCAGAAUACCCAUUUCCUAUCACGAAUUACUCCUACCUUUUUUCUUUCAGAUCUUUCCCUCAAGAUGCCGUCGCUUCCCGGCAACCCCGAAUUCCGUCUCUCCUCCUCCGCCGCCGCGGCCGUAAGCAUCUCCAAAACUCCCAAAUUUAGGCCUUGGCAGCGUGGUCCUCUGCUCCGGCGGGAUUCGGGGAUCUCACAGAAUUCGCCGAUGUGAAGUUAUAUUAUGAGGUAGGCGGUCCUGCUUUCCCACGCUUCAUUUGAACUUGUCAAUCAGUUUGGUUCUCGGAAUCGAUCACCAAUCCUCGUUGAUUUGGAUCUAUUUGCUGCGAUGUUGAUUUGAAUUUCUAGUUGUUGAGAUUUCACUAGAUGAAUUUUCAUCCAUGCUCGAUUUGGUUUGUUUCUUUCUUUUCGAGCCCCCAAUUAGACUACGAAUCUUUAUUUUGAUCCAAAGCUUGAUUCCUGUUUAAUUAUACAAUCACAUAAAUUUAAUUGAACAUAAAGCAACGCAUUUCUCAUCUCUUUCACCCAUCUAUGGAGCAUUUGGGUUCUCUAUCUUCAAUUCCAACCCCUUACAAAUCUACUUACAAAUUUGUAAAUAAAUGGGUCAUAUAACUUAUAAGGAUAUAAAUUCGAUUAUAUACAAUAAACUUUGUAUUCGUUUUUUAAAAUUUUCACAUACUGUUUGACAAAUCUUCGAGUAUAGUAAUAUUUUAUAUCCCUUGUAACAUUUCGGAUGCUCAUACAGAUCCGACAAUAAUCUGAUGACAAUUAAAUGAAAUUUUGUAU
Linum trigynum is the source of this 3153-nucleotide messenger RNA. The record is from the annotation of a GenBank genome assembly. Lineage: Eukaryota; Viridiplantae; Streptophyta; Magnoliopsida; Malpighiales; Linaceae.